Olea europaea var. sylvestris is the source of this 826-nucleotide messenger RNA. RefSeq names its product 7-deoxyloganetic acid glucosyltransferase-like. The record is from RefSeq and is a predicted model, not a curated record. The transcript is spliced from 2 exons. The annotation marks the transcript as partial. NCBI's taxonomy places the organism in Eukaryota, Viridiplantae, Streptophyta, Magnoliopsida, Lamiales, Oleaceae.
GUUUAGAGUUCAGUUCUUUCCCAAGAUGGAUAAUGAAAGAGCAUCGGCCUUGCCUCCUCAUGUACUCAUAUUCCCCUUACCAAUUCAAGGGCCAGUCAAGUGUAUGCUCAAACUUGCCGAGCUCUUCUGUAUUAAUGGCCUAAAAGUAACUUUCCUAAACUCGCAACACAUCCAACGUUGUUUAUCAAGCUGCACAAAUAUUGAAUCAUAUUUUCAACGCUAUCCCAAUUUUCGCUUUGAAACAGUGCCCGAUGGCCUUCCCGAAGACAAUCCUCGCACAGCCAGUGAAUUUUUCGAGAUGUUGGAUUCUAUGAAAGCUGUGAGUGUGCCCCUAAUUCAUGAAAUGGUAACUUCUGGUCCCAACUCUGAGAACCCGAUAACUUGCAUAGUGGCCGAUGGAGUAUUCUGUUUUGCAGUUGAUAUUGCUAAACAGAUUGGGGUUCCACUCCUUUAUUUUGAUACUAUUAGCCCUUGUGGUCUAUGGACUUAUCUCUGCCUUCCGAAACUCAUUGAAGCUGCGGAGUUUCCUUUCAAAGGGGAUAACUUGGACGAGAUUGUUGUUAAUGCACCAGGAAAGGAAGGUUUUCUAAGGCGCCGGGAUCUUCCUGGCUUUUAUCGCACCAAGGACCUUAAUGAUCCCUUUAUCAAAUCAGUUCUGAAGGAGAACAUGAACCUUUCCUUGGCCCAAGGGCUGAUUUUGAAUACAUUUGAGGAACUUGAUGCAUCCAUAUUAUCAGAGAUGUCCACAGUCUGUCCAAAAAUCUAUGCCGUCGGGCCGCUCCACACUCACGUGAAAACUAGACUCGGGACGGGAACCACAUCAAAU